AGUAAACUACAACAAUCAAAUUCAGUGAUCAACUAACUAGAUCUAGAUCUAAAUAGAAUCUAGAAAUCUAGAUCUAAAUUAGUAAAUACACUUAAAAAUUAAAUCCAACUACUUUUAAAACGGUUAUUUAAAUCCUGGAAUAAAUGGGGAGUAAAAAGCACAAAAAGCACAAGUCGGAUAGUAGAAAUGCCAUUGAAACAGACGGUACCGACGGUGCACAAGAGAAGCCUUUAAAGCUAAAAUUAAAUAUAAAAGUUGGUGGCGGUCCUAGUCAGGAAUCCUUCCCAGAGACCACUGCAUCGCCUGCACAGAUUGAUGAGAGGAAACACAAACAUAAGAAGAAGAAGAAGAAAAAGUCCAAUGAUCGUGAAAGGGAAAGGUCCCGCUAUGCCAGAGAUGAGAUGUCGUCUAAGCGACAGCAUGAUGAUGAUGAAAGUGAAGGGGAUGAUGAGGAUGAAGAUGAUCAUGUGAGAGAAGACUCCAUGGCAAGGACAGCAAGCGACAAUGAGUACUCAGAUGGGAAUUUAUCCCCUGGCAGAAAGCUGCGUGAGCCGCGAUCCUGCACGCUUAAGGACAAUGAUGGCAUAAUCCUGAAGCAGAUGUUGAAUCAUUUAAUCAAAAUUUUACAGAACAAAGAUGUAAAUGGGUUUUUUGCAUUUCCUGUAACUGACAGCAUCGCCCCAGGCUACUCUAGCAUUAUAGUACACCCCAUGGACUUCAGCACAAUGGCAGCGAAAAUUGAAGCUUGUGAAUAUUCCAAUGUUAUGGAUUUUAAAAAAGACUUUAUUUUAAUGUGCAAUAAUGCCAUGACAUACAACCGGCCAGACACUAUAUACUACAAAGAAGCCAAGCGGCUGUUACAUAUUGGAAUAAGGCAGCUCAGUAAGGAGAAGUUACUGCACCUGAAGAAGACCCAGAGUUUCCUAGCCAGCAUCACAUUACAGGAGCUGGGCUUUGAUGAGAGUGGGCAUGUGGUCGAGCCAGCCCCCGCUCCAGUUGUAGAGGAAACCAGGGUCCAACCCAGGGAGGAGCCAAAACCUGAGGUUGAUGUUGGAAAAUAUGAGGUCAUACCAGACGACGAGUUGUCACCAGAAGAAAUUUUAGCGCAGGCCAGUGAGGCGGCUCAGAGGGCCCAUGAUCAGCUGACUACACGCAAACCCAAAACUGAUCUGGGAUUCUUGAGACUAGAAGAAGAUGGCACCACUUCCAUGACAAUCCUCAACCCAUGGAAUGAUGGAAUAGUAAGUUCCACACAGAAAGUAAUCAGCCUAGGUGAUUAUAUGGGUAAACUAAAAAGUGGAUCCGGAUCUCUGUUUAAAUUUAAAGAAGACAAAAGAAAUAAAGUCUGUCCAGAAACCUAUCUGUGCUAUGGCCCCUUCAGCUCCCAUGCUCCAGCAUAUGACUCAUCUUUUGCAUCCUGUACCAAAGAGGAAUCAGAUCUGUUGCUGAGUACUUAUGGAGGAGAGAUUGGUGUGCAGUAUGCUAAAAGUGUUCAAAAAUUUGUUGAGAAUGCAGGCAUCAGCGCAGUGGAGAUGGUGGACAGGCUGCUUGACACCUUGACCAAUGGGCAGCAUUCUAAGUCUCGUGUCUUGCUAGAACAACAGAAAAGGAAAGAGGAGGAACAAGCAGAAAGAGCAUUGCAAGAUGAAAUGAUAAUGAAAGCUCAAAAAGCAGCUGAAGAAGCUGAGCAGUCUGCAGCUAAAGAUCCAGUCCAGCACAAACUGAACGAGACAGCGGCCAUGUUGUCUGAGCUGUCACAGACACAGAACGAGCGGCUGAGUCAGGACCCACCCCCACACCUUUGUUAUAUUUCACCACCAUCUGAUAAAGAGGCUGAUUUAGCUGACAAGGUGACCAGUAACUUGAUGAACAUGACCAAGCAUGUCCACCCUGGUGAUGUGGUCAGCACCAAGGCCAUCAGGGGGGCCAUGGGCAUCACAGCCUACCCCAUCAGCAGGGACCAGGGCGCUGCCGGCCACGCCCAGCAGGGGAACUACAGCAACGAUGAGGAUUCAGAUGACGACGACAGUGGGGAGGAUGAUGAUGAGGAUGAGGAGGAGAGUAUGAACGAGGGGGCAGACUCUGGCGACGAGAAGGGUGAAAAAGAUGACGGGCCUUCAUAUGAGAUGGACUCGUCAUAAUAUUUUUAAUAUAUCGGGGGGAUAAUUUGUUGUUUAGGAGAUGAAUCUUUAAGCAUGAAUGAUGUUGAAUGUUUGGGAUUGUAGGAAAUGUUUUUUUUAAUGAAAAUUUUACACUCAGGAUGUCUUUUUUAAUAACUCAUAAAGUUAUGGAAUUCUAAAGAGAGAAAAAACUACUUUGAGAUUUAACAUUAAAAUGUGUGCAUAGUUGCUUUACUUUCAAUACAGUUACUCUAACUGCAUGUGGAAUAAAAUAAUUUUAUAUGAUUUGUUCCUAUAGGAAUCUUACAUGGAAUAUUCAGCAUAGAAAAAAAAGAUGCUAUAAAUUCUACUUGAAUCAAAAACAUGAGUGUUGUAUUUAUAUUGUUGUAUGUUGCAUUUAUUUAAAAAAUUAAAGCGUUGAGUACAGUAUGUUUUUUACUGUAAUUUUUGUAAUAAAGUGGAGUGAGA
This is a messenger RNA of Physella acuta, 2588 nucleotides long. RefSeq names its product bromodomain-containing protein 7. The record is from RefSeq and is a predicted model, not a curated record. Gene Ontology annotation, biological process: regulation of transcription by RNA polymerase II. Gene Ontology annotation, cellular component: nucleus. Lineage: Eukaryota; Metazoa; Mollusca; Gastropoda; Physidae.